UGGCGGUGCGGGUGUUCAGCCUGCUAAGGUCCCUGGUCCGGGCCCAACACCGCCGCCGCCGCCACUGCCGCUGCUGCAGCUCCGGGGCCCCGCUGGGCAGAGCCCGACGCCCCGAGGCCCGACACGGACCCCCCCAGGAGCAGCCCCAAGAGAGCCAGCUGGGCUUCCUGAAGGAGACCGCCGCCCCCGCCUCCCUGUUCCUGACGGACAGCUUUGGCCGCCAGCACACCUACCUGCGCAUCUCGCUGACAGAGAGGUGCAACCUCAGGUGUCAGUACUGCAUGCCCGAGGAGGGUGUCCCUCUGACCCCCAAGGCGGACCUGCUGACCACGCCGGAGAUCCUGCGCCUGGCCCGGCUGUUUGUCCAGGAAGGGGUGGACAAGAUCCGGCUCACUGGAGGCGAGCCCUUGAUCCGGCCCGAUGUGGUGGACAUUGUGGCUCAGCUGCGCCAGCUGCCUGGACUGAAGACCCUCGCGGUCACCACCAACGGCAUCAACCUGGCCCGGAUGCUGCCUCGGCUUCAGGAGGCUGGGCUGGACGCCCUCAACGUCAGCCUGGACACGCUGGUGCCCGCCAAGUUCGAGUUCAUCGUCCGCAGGAAAGGCUUCCACAAGGUCAUGGAGGGCAUCCACAAGGCCAUCGAACUGGGCUACGACCCUGUCAAGGUAAACUGUGUGGUGAUGCGUGGCCUGAACGAGGAUGAACUGCUGGACUUUGUGGCACUGAGUGAGCAGCUGCCUGUGGACGUCCGGUUCAUCGAGUAUAUGCCCUUCGACGGCAACAAGUGGAACUUCAAGAAGAUGGUGAGCUACAAGGAGAUGCUGGACACUAUCCAGGGGCGCUGGCCAGAGCUGGUCAAGCUGCCGGUCGAGGACUCCAGCACGGCUAAGACUUACAAAGUCCCCCACUUCCUGGGGCAGAUCAGCUUCAUCACCUCCAUGUCCGAGCACUUCUGCGGGAGCUGCAACCGGCUGAGGAUCACGGCUGACGGGAAUCUCAAGGUGUGCCUCUUCGGGAAUUCGGAAGUGUCCCUGAGGGACCAUCUGCGGGCCGGGGCCCCAGAGGAGGAGCUGAUGCGGGUCAUCGGAGCAGCUGUUGGCAGGAAGAAGCGGCAGCACGCGGGCAUGUUCAACAUCUCCCAGAUGAAGAAUCGGCCCAUGAUCCUCAUCGAUCGCCCACCGCUCCGAGCUGUCCGGCCGCACCUCCCCGACGAGCCAUCCUGGGGCCCCGCUCCGGGCCUGUGGACAACAUCUAGGCGGCCCGUGCCCAGCGGGACGGGCGGGUCGCGGUGGAGGGUGCUGCUGGCAGACCCCGGGUGGCUCCUGGCGAUCCCCGCAGCCGGCCCGGGGCAGGUCCCGCUCCGACACCGCUGCUCCGGCCCCAAGGACUCCGACCCCGACACCGUGUGCCUUCCGACUGGGGGACCCCCGCCCGGCACGGACCGCCUGACCCACGUGGACGCGGAGGGCCGGGCCGCCAUGGUGGACGUGGGAGGGAAACCGGCCACGGAGCGGACGGCCGUGGCCUCUGCCGUGGUGCUCCUGGGGCCCCGGGCCUUCGCCCUGCUGCGGGAGAACCGGCUGCAGAAGGGGGACGCCCUGGCCGUGGCCCAGCUGGCCGGCAUCCAGGGGGCCAAGCUGACCAGCCAGCUGAUCCCGCUGUGCCACCACGUGGCCCUGAGCCAGGUCCAGGUCCGGCUGGCCCUGGACGAGGGGCGCGGGGCCGUGCGGGUGGAGGCCACGUGCCGCGCCCUGGGGCCCACCGGGGUGGAGAUGGAGGCGCUGACGGCCGCCAGCCUGGCCGCGUUGACCCUCUACGACAUGUGCAAGGCCGUCAGCAGAGACAUCGUGGUGGAGGAGGUGCGCUUGAUCUCCAAGACGGGCGGGCAGCGUGGAGACUUCCACUACGACCCUCCAGCCGAUGUCCCAAGCUAGGCCCUCUGGGGCCCAGGCUGGGCCUCACUCCCCCCGGGCGGACCGUGACCCACCCAGGGUCUCCUUCCCUGUGUCGGGGGGCCGGCAGCCAGCGGAGAAUUCCUCCCUGGUGUUUGUCUGCUUCCAUGCUCUGGCCUCGUCUGUGUUUCCCCGAGCCCAGGCUACUCUCCAGUAUCCAGUGUCGACAGCGCCAGGAUUGAGAGUGAUGAUCAUUUGCCAUCCCGGGAGAUGCCAGGACCACCCACCCACCACCCCCCGUCACCCCAGCUUUGCCCAAAGCUGCCCCCAAGGAGCUCUAGGGCCUGGGUGUAGCGGCUCCUCGCCUCUCGCCCAUCCCCGGGGCCGACACUGAUGCCGGCCAGCAGGAAAUGGCCUCGAGGAAGGAAGCGGAAAAGCCGUGAGACUGAGCGGAUACCCCACACCCUGCCCUGCCUUGGCGGCUGCCUGAUGACCAGACCGUAACGGCUCUCGAGCGGAUGCUGCUUGUCCUACAACCUGCCCUCCUGCCCAGCCUGUAUCUUGCCCGGGGGGCCAUGGCAGUAACACAGCUCAGUUCCACUGAGGACCUUGGGAAUUCUGUAGGAUCCCUGCAGGGACCUCCCUCUUCCCCUCCCCCUGCAUCAGAAGUAAUAAAUAAUCAUAGCAUUUGGUAA
This is a messenger RNA of Tachyglossus aculeatus (Australian echidna), 2587 nucleotides long. It is a transcript of the gene MOCS1, whose product is annotated as molybdenum cofactor synthesis 1. NCBI's taxonomy places the organism in Eukaryota, Metazoa, Chordata, Mammalia, Monotremata, Tachyglossidae. Gene Ontology annotation, biological process: Mo-molybdopterin cofactor biosynthetic process. Gene Ontology annotation, molecular function: GTP 3',8'-cyclase activity; 4 iron, 4 sulfur cluster binding; cyclic pyranopterin monophosphate synthase activity. The record is from RefSeq and is a predicted model, not a curated record. The transcript has 11 exons. Bases 282 to 1934 code for a protein of 550 amino acids.